AUGAUUGGCGGCGGCGCCAGCUCGACACUUGACGGUGACGGCGUGAUGCUGCACAGAGCUGCAUCCGACAGUAAUGCAUCACGUUGUGCGCAGGACUUGAGCACAUCCCGUUUUACAUCACGUACGUUGUAUGGGAUCAAUCUCAAGGUGUGUCGAUCGAAAUCGCGAAGAUACGUACCCGGACAUAAAAAAACAACUGUGAUAUAUAAUAUAAUUAAAAUGCAAAAUAACCAAGAAGAUGAAGAAGAAGUGUGGAGUACAGAGAUCGACUACGUAGCUCUGUCGCCGCCGCCCACGCCCCAACCGCCACCAGCAUGGCUCCGUCGCUCCUCUAGCAUAGCUCCAUCGCGAUCUAUGUUCGUGAACCUUAUACAACAGGAUAUCACCACAAACAGCCUAUUUGAUUACUAUUUUAGAAAUUAUGAAAAUAAAGUCGUGUAA
Messenger RNA from Spodoptera exigua (beet armyworm), 441 nucleotides. NCBI's taxonomy places the organism in Eukaryota, Metazoa, Arthropoda, Insecta, Lepidoptera, Noctuidae. The record is from the annotation of a GenBank genome assembly.